Sclerotinia sclerotiorum 1980 UF-70 is the source of this 6192-nucleotide messenger RNA. RefSeq lists its product as hypothetical. The record is from RefSeq and is a predicted model, not a curated record. The transcript has 2 exons. Lineage: Eukaryota; Fungi; Ascomycota; Leotiomycetes; Helotiales; Sclerotiniaceae. Gene Ontology annotation, molecular function: protein binding; phosphorelay sensor kinase activity. The coding region runs from base 1 to 6192 and encodes 2063 amino acids. Gene Ontology annotation, biological process: phosphorylation; phosphorelay signal transduction system.
AUGCCAGGUUUCCCUACCGGUGCAAAAGCACCCUCAAUAUCCAGCGAUGUGGAAAUGGCCAGUGAUAACGAGCUUCCGGAUGUGGGACCCUCCACUCUUCCAAAUUCCAAGGACGAGAAUGCAGGAGAGUCAAGGACUUCUGCCCCCGGUCGGAAACACAGCUUGCCGCCAGGAAGGAUACCAUUGCACGACCAGGCCGAGGAGGUGGAACGGCUUCGAGCCAUGAAUGCGCAAUUGCAAUUGAAUCAGCAUCGAGAGAGGUUGGCGAAGCAAUUAGAGGAGAGGGAAGAACUUCAAGGAAACCUGACACUUACCGGUACUGGUGGUAAGGCUCGAGUAUCCCCCAUUCAUGAAGAGGCCAUGUCACCAUCAUUAGAGGCAGCAUUUUCCAGCCCAUUUCCCACUGGUAUGGAAACAGCGUCAACUGAGUCCGCCAAGACUAUACGAGGGGGGGAAACACCAGCUGCAGUACAUGCAAGAACUCCUUCGUAUCCUUUCCCACCAAUGCGGACUCCGAGACAGUUCAGCUACAAUGGCCACCGACCUUUCACUGCCCUGUCACCAACUGUAAACCCAUCAAAUUUUGCUGGCGGCUCGUUUUAUGAUGGACCGCACGACCACGUCCUAUCAGGACCAAUCACCCCAGCUUCAGGCCUUAACUUCCAGCCAGCAGGUUCACAGAUGUCGGGGGAUAGUUCAAGAUUUGAAACACCUAACCUAUAUGAUCUUAGUCUCAUGCUUUCGGCCGAACCUGGUCUUGAUCCAUGGUGGACCACAGUAGUAAAAAUUAUGAGAGAUGUUUACAAGGCUGACAGAGUAACUCUAUCAGUACCUGCAGAUUCUACUGACAUCGAAAAUGUUCCAUGGGGACAGAAGGCAACAUUCAAUGUAGCAGAGGAGGAUGAAUUAAGUCUGACCUACUUGCCACGAGGCAGUAGUCUUAUACCCAGCAGUAGCGGUGAUACCCUCGAGACUUCAGCAUCCGAAGGAUAUGCAUCUGGCGACUCACCACCAGCGGCCAUCACGUCCAGACCUGGCGUGGUCAGUCGACAUUCUUUCACUAGCUAUGAAGCAACGAAGAGAGAUCCAACAUCUUCAUCUGAAAGCGUUAGGACUACUACGGCGAGACCCUCGCCUCUCACCCGUGCAAAAAGCUAUGUUUCUGGUAGACCUGAUCAACCACCACGGACGGGUACACUCCAGAAUGCACAAUUAAGUCUGCAAGCAUUGGAAAAUCAUAUGGCAUUGGAGGCCGAGAAGCCUACUGCUAGCUGGGAAAACGUUGAGCAAUCGAGCAGAGAUGUGCAAGGACGUGUCUUUUCAGUAUUGCAAGCCUUGGAUUAUGAAGCUGAUCCAUUGAUUGAUAGUAGUGGUGUGCUAAGAGUCUUGGAGAGAGAGAGAGUCAUUGCUCUGACACGAGAUUAUCCGUACUUGAACAACCCGGCAGAGGUAGAAAAAGUCAGUGAGAGCAUGGCCUCAAAAGUAGAAUCACCUGAGCGAUUGAAAAAGAACAGAGCACCGGAAUUUAGUGGACAAGUUUCGUCUCUUUUUGGCACCAAACCUAAUAAACGUCGAAGCUUUCGCCAUCAAUCUGGUGAAAGGGGGAAAAGUAUACAUGCACAAGAUCCAACAGAACCUCCAUUGCCACUUCCGAGGUAUGAAGAAUACGAACAGACUCCACCAUCGCCAUGGUCACAAUCACCGGCUCCUUCUCCCGCCGUGAGGGUGGAGACGACGGAUAAUCCUUUCUUUGCGAAUUCGACAGUAGAUGAAGAGACUUUCAACCCAAAUCACACACCUCAAGAUUAUUCCAAGAUGCAACAAGUUGAGGCAAUUGGAGUCGACAGAUCUUGGACUGUUUUACAUAUUCCCUUGACGCAUCCUUUACUUUCAAAACCCGUACAAUCAUUUCGCUUAGAUGCUGCCGCGAUGGAAUCAAAGUCUGCAGGCCGCGGUAAAAAUAUUGAUCAGUUACCAAAAUACCCCGAUUCGUCCAGGGCGCAAGGAGCAGAACCAUACAAGGAAAAGCGAACUCCAAUUGCAAUUCUCUCGAUUCUCAGCCCUGUUAUUCCUUAUCCAUCUAAUCUCAGACACUCUUUAGAGCAUCUCUCGCCACAUAUGGCCACUUCAUUUUCGCUUUGUCGACAUUAUUCCAACCUCGAGACGGAAGUCGCAGGUUUGUCUCGAAAACGUCCUCAUACGACUGGAUUUGGUGCCAUUGCUUCAGGAGGUCGACAUGCUCACGAUCAGCCUUCCGCGGUAAGCGGUAACCUGUCUUACUCUCCAGGCGAGGAAGGAAUGCGCCAGCAAUCUGGAGGAAGCAUUACCAGCCCUAGUGAUUAUUCUGGAGUAUCGCGAAGUGCCAAUGCGUCCCCAAGCGGCACUCCGUCAUGGGAUCCGAGCAGUGUAGGCCUCACGUUGGAUAGGAAGUCCAGCGGUGAAAGUCCUGGAUAUGUAGGAACUGAGAGUUAUUUCAGCUCAAGGAGGCCUAAUGUAUCUCGAAUGGAUACAGGGGGGAGUGGUGUAGCAGGUGUUCGACGUACAUCGAAAGACAGUUCGCCUGCUGAGACCCGGUCAAUACCUCGAAGUCAAUCAGAUGAUCGACCUUCACUAACUCCAUCCUUCGACGGUGGCGAGAAUUUGAAUAAGAGUAAGGGUGACGCAGAAGUUUCGCACACCUCGACUAACUCAUCGGGGCAAGAAAAUCGUAAUAAUAAAACAUCGAAAGAGUCAUCGAAUGAGAGUGCAGAACUCCGUGAACACAGCCCUUCACAUCAAAAUGCCCACGAUUCACCGAGACGGCAAGCGAUCAGAGGUGCUUCUUAUGGUGCUGGUAAGCCUGAUCGUCAACACACGCAACUACACUCCUAUGGUGCAGAUUUUGGUGCGACUUUCCAGUCCUUACCGAUAACAUCGGCUUCAUCGAUAAAAGCUCCUUCUAUUCCUAAACCUUCGCGUCAAGGGUCAUUGCCUGCUAGUGUACCUACUGAUAUGCCCCCGCCUUCCGAUCGUUUAAAAGGCUUGAUGCUGGAUUCUCUACCUGCGCAUGUCUUUGUCGCGCUACCACAGACGGGGGAAAUAGUAUGGGUAAAUAGCCGAUAUCUUACGUAUCGUGGUCAAACCGUCUCCGAGUUGUACCAGGACCCAUGGGGUAGCAUUCAUCCUGAAGAGAGAGAGGAAUACCUCAAAGCCUGGUCUCAUGCGGUGAAAACGGGUGAGCAGUUCUCUAUGCAGGUGCGUAUCAGACGUUUUGACGGAAGUUAUCGUUGGUUCUACACCCGUGCUGUUGGCUCUCGGGAUAUAAGAGGUGUGAUUGUUCAAUGGUACGGCUCUCAUAUGGACAUCCAUGAUCAACAUAUUGCAGAAGUGAAAGCUGCACGACAAGAGGAAAUAGAAGCAUCAGAAGCCAAGCAUCGCCAACUGGCAAAUUUGAUUCCUCAGAUUAUUUUUGCGGCAACAGAAGAUGAGGGCGUGACCUUUGCAAACGAGCAAUGGCUUUCGUAUACCGGGCAAGAUUUCAACGAUGCCUUGGGACUCGGUUUUAUGGAUUAUGUGCAUCCGGAUGAUCUUGCAAAAUGCCAAAUCCCCGUCGGUAGACCGCCUACCCCUUUGACUCGGUCUAAAAAACCCGGCGAACCGACGAGAAACCCAUCGCAGGCAUCUUCGAGUGGGAUAUCAGGGCAGUCAUCCGACCCCUCCGAAGCGCCAACGGAAAAGACAGUGAAAGGAAUCCAUCAAACCUUAUCAAGAAACAAUAGCUCAAGCAGUAGUUCCGUAUAUGAAUUUGCCACGGCAGAUUUGUCCGAGUUGGCGAGAACUGGGGUUAUCAAGAUCGCUACAGAUAGCAAUGGAAGACUUUCUUACACAACCGAAGUCCGAUUGAGAUCGAAGACUGGAGAGUAUCGUUGGCAUCUUGUACGGUGCGUCGAAGUUGACAACAUUAACCUUGGAAGUGGAGACGGCUCCUGGUUUGGUGCCUGUACUGACAUCAACGAUCAUAAAUUGCUGGAAACAAAGCUUAAAGAAGCCAUGGAAUCUAAGGGCAAGUUCUUAAGUAACAUGUCUCACGAAAUCAGAACACCUUUGAUCGGCAUUUCUGGAAUGGUAAGCUUUCUACAGGACACUACCCUCAAUGAUGAACAGCUCGAUUACACAAACACGAUUCAAUCUAGUGCCAGCAGUUUACUCAAUAUCAUCAACGAUAUAUUGGAUCUUUCCAAGGUAGAUGCAGGCAUGAUGAAAUUGUCAUAUGAGUGGUUCCAUACGCGAUCUCUCGUCGAAGAAGUCAAUGAAAUGGUGUCUACUAUGGCCAUCACCAAGCGACUUGAACUUAACUAUAUUGUCGAUGUUGAUGUUCCUGAAAUGGUUAAGGGAGAUAAAUUCCGCAUUCGUCAGGUUUUACUCAAUGUCAUAGGCAACGCAAUUAAAUUCACGACGGUUGGAGAAGUUUUUACUAGAUGCAGGGUAUACGUAGACGACGAAUCACCGCCACUAGUCAAUGAAAUAAUGCUGGAGUAUUCUAUUGUGGAUACUGGACGAGGAUUCACCAAAGAAGAGGCUGAUCUCAUUUUCAAGCCUUUCAGUCAAAUAGAUGGGAGCAGUACGAGACAGCAUGGUGGAAGUGGCUUAGGAUUGGUUAUUUCCAGACAACUGGUUCAACUCCAUGAUGGCAAGAUGCAAGGGACUGCCGUCCCCGGUAAAGGAUCCACCUUCACAUUUACUGCCAAGUUCGGACUGCCGACAGCAGACGAUCACCCAGAACCACUUUCAACACCUCAGUUGAGCAAAGUUCCGUCAUUAGCAUCCUCAGUAUCCAACAGUUUAUCCUCACAAGUCGCUGCUAAACAAGCUCUCAGUAACCCACUCUUGGCUACAAGGCUGUUACACUCGCCUGCAGUCCUCAUGGAGAGUCCAAAGACGGAAUCAUCUGCAGGCUCGCCAGCCGUAGCCUCUUCCGGAAGCUCAGAGCCAUCUCUCUAUUCUGGUCGAAGUCGCCUCACCGAUCGAUCUUCUGGGUCUUCUGUUGCUCAGAGCCUGGCUCAUUUUGGUGAGGCAGCUCGAGCAAGUACUCCAGAAAGAAUGAAGCUUGAACUUCCGGAUAAGCAUUCUUCGUCACCCUCGCCACCUUCUGAGCGUACUCAUCCACUCACUUCUACAAAUAUCUCCUCGACUCCGUCAGACUUACAUAGUACCCGUGCAAAUAGUGAUUGCUCACACGACCUUAAGCAUUUCCGGCCUCCGAUGUACUCAAUCCUACUUAUUUGUCCUCAAGUCCACAGUCGCGAAGCUACGAGACAACAUAUCGAGAUCACACUACCGAAGGACGUUCCGCAUCAAAUAACUCCACUUUCAAGUGUUGACGAAGCUCGAAGACUUAUCAGUGGAGAUGAUUCUGUCAAUUUUACCCAUAUAGUUUUGAACCUUGGCUCAGCUGAGGAGAUUGUACAAUUGAUUGAUCAACUAAUUGCAUCCGUGAUGUUACCUCAAACUUCAAUUGUUGUUUUAUCCGAUCCUGUACAACGACAAGAAGUUAUUAAGAUGGCUCAAUCAUACGACUAUGACCAAAUGGCUAAGGAUAAUCGUCUUACGUUCAUUUACAAGCCUGUUAAGCCUUCGAGAUUUGCAGUAAUUUUUGAUCCGGAUAAAGAGAGAGAUUUAAGUACUGAUAGGAAUCGUUCAAGCGCCCAGCAACAAGUUGCAAGUCAAAAACAACACUAUCUUGAUGUUGGACAGCGUCUUGGGAAUAAAGGUCUUAAAAUUCUUUUGGUAGAGGAUAAUUUGGUUAAUCAAAAAGUUCUCUUGAAGUUCUUAAGCAAAGUUGGUAUUGCGGUUGAAUUAGCAAUGGAUGGAGUUGAAUGUACAGAAAGAGUAUUCAGCAAACCUCAUGGAUUUUAUUCUUUGAUCUUGUGCGAUCUCCACAUGCCUCGAAAAGAUGGCUACCAAACUUGUCGCGAAAUCCGCGAAUGGGAAACCCAAAAUUCAUAUUCUAAAAUGCCAAUUAUAGCCCUCUCGGCAAAUGUCAUGGCGGAUGUCUUGGAAAAAUGCGUUCAAGCGGGCUUUAAUAGUUAUGUGACUAAACCGGUUGAUUUUAAGGAGUUGAGUAAGGCGAUGAGUUCAUUGCUUGAUCCGGAUAUGGUGGCUGAUCCGGAGGUUUUAAUGAAGAUGAAGUUGAAAAUGAAGGCGGAGGGUUAG